Mugil cephalus (flathead mullet) is the source of this 1094-nucleotide messenger RNA. Its product is annotated as EEF1A lysine methyltransferase 3-like. Lineage: Eukaryota; Metazoa; Chordata; Actinopteri; Mugiliformes; Mugilidae. Gene Ontology annotation, molecular function: protein-lysine N-methyltransferase activity. The coding region runs from base 270 to 941 and encodes 223 amino acids. Gene Ontology annotation, biological process: peptidyl-lysine methylation. The record is from RefSeq and is a predicted model, not a curated record. Gene Ontology annotation, cellular component: cytosol; cytoplasm. The transcript is spliced from 3 exons.
GCUCAAACAACUGGUAUGUAGCUAGCAGGCUACCUUAUAGUCAGCAUAGCAGUGAACGCAGACAACAUUCAUUCAAAAAGAUAACGUUAGCCGGGUUUCGUAUCUUUAGUUUAUUGUUGAGGAACAUUUCGCUAAACUUCCCAACACUGCCUUCAACCUGAUGCUAAUUAUAGCAGCCGUUAGCUAAUGCUAACCUAACGUGUGUUGACCUGGAAGUGGCGUUCAAGUAGCCGCCGUUACAUCGAGUGAAAUAGUUUGUUUUAUUCAACAUGACAUGUGCGGAGGAACAAGACGACCCGUUCCCCGUAGACGACUGCCUCUUCAGUGACACGUUUCACAAGGACUCUGUGUACAACCUGAUCGGUGAAGAGCUGAAGAUAAGGCAGGUGUUCGGUGCCAACCUCGGCGUGGCUGCUCCGGUCUGGGAGGCUGCGUUACAUCUGUGUCGUUACUUCGAGGAGCAGUCUGUGGAGUUGAGGGGAAAGCGCAUCAUAGAGCUGGGAGCAGGCACUGGUGUGGUCGGUAUCUUGGCAGCUCGGUUGGGGGCAGAGGUGACUCUUACAGACCUUCCCCUGGCUCUUCCACAACUUGAAUCCAAUGUCUCGGCUAACAUGCCGCCCAGUGGUUGGCCCUCGGCCCCUCCCACUGUCCUCCCUCUCUCGUGGGGUGAGGACCACACGAAUUUCCCCUCUGACUGGGAUCUGGUGCUUUGCGCAGAUAUCAUUUAUCUCCCAGAAACAUACCCGCUGCUCGUCGAGACACUGGCUCACCUGUGCAGUAAUGGAGCCUCAGUUUAUCUCUCAUCCAAAAUGCGAAAGGAGCACAAGACUCCAAGUUUCUACCAGGAGCAUCUGCCGAGCAGGUUUAACGUGGAGCUGGUGCACCAAGAUGAGAAACAAAACAAUAACAUCUACAAAGCGACACUAAGAACAGGACAGUGACAUAAAUGAAUGACUUUUUAAUACAGAUUUAUUUAUAUAUUUAUUUAUCUGUUAAGCUAUUUUCAGUCACUUCAGGAAUGUGUGAUGUCCUGUUCAUAUCUCACUUGUUACAACAAUGGUAUGUGUUCACGAUAAAUGUUUUAAUGAACAAAA